This is a messenger RNA of Colletotrichum siamense, 1089 nucleotides long. It is a transcript of the gene pgxB-2, whose product is annotated as putative exopolygalacturonase B. The transcript has 4 exons. The record is from RefSeq and is a predicted model, not a curated record. Gene Ontology annotation, molecular function: polygalacturonase activity. The coding region runs from base 1 to 1089 and encodes 362 amino acids. NCBI's taxonomy places the organism in Eukaryota, Fungi, Ascomycota, Sordariomycetes, Glomerellales, Glomerellaceae. Gene Ontology annotation, biological process: carbohydrate metabolic process.
AUGAAGUACUUUUCUGUGGCUCUUUUGGUCAUCCUGAGCAACGUCCUCUAUACGUCAGGGUUGAAUAUACCUCGUACAGCUGAAGAGUUUCGCCUUAAGCAUCCUCUGCCCAAGAGGACUAUCCCAUGCCGCGCAUCUUUCACGCCGAAAUCAUCAGUGAACGAUACUGACGAUGUCUCUGAUCACUUUUUAGACGCUGUUAUGCGUGCGAAUAAUGGAGGGGCUGUGUAUCUUCCUGCAGGUCAGACAUUUGUGAUCGGCAAACCGCUUGACUUGACAUUCCUUCAUGAUAUCCACAUCCGCCUUGAGGGAACCAUUAAGUUUACCGAUGACGUCGAAUUUUGGCAAGCCAACGCUCAUCAGCAUCCGUUUCAAAGAUCACUAAUGUUCUGGAAAUGGGGCGGUAAAGACGUAUGGAUCCAUGGCGAGGGUGUCAUUGACGGCCAAGGGCAAAGGUGGUGGAAUGAAUUCUCUGGACAAGAAAUCUUGGACCCAGACAAUGAUUAUCUAAGACCCAUUCUCUUUUAUGCGGAGGGUAUUGAGAAUUUGACUGUUGAGGGGAUUCUGAUGAAAGAUUCUCCAGUUUGGCAUAAUUUCAUUGUUAACUCCAAAUACAUCACAUACCGCGAUGUCAUCAUUGAGGCAAAGUCGAACAAUUCCACAGUCGAACCAAAGAAUGGCGAUUUUUUCAACUCUCUCAACGUUGAGCAUAUUCGUAUCGAGCGCGUUUGGGUUGACUCAGACGACGAUUGCUUCUCGCCGAAGAGCAAUAAUACAGACAUCCAUGUCAAUACGAUGUACUGUAAUAACUCUCAUGGGCAGUCACUGGGAAGCCUUGGACAGUAUGAGGGAGAGUAUGUUUUUGUGAAGGACGUUGUGAUUGAGAACGUCUGGAUGCUGAACGGAAACAAUGGUGCCCGCAUCAAGGUCUGGGCUGGGGAAAACGUCGCGACUGGGUUUGUGGAGAAUGUGACAUUUCGAAACUUUUGGUCUGAGAAUGAUGACUGGCCUAUCUUCUUGGACAGUUGUUACUUCAACGUUGACUCGGAAACUUGUAACCGCUUUCCAAGCAAGAUGAAGGUCAGGUGA